Messenger RNA from Paramecium tetraurelia, 1263 nucleotides. RefSeq lists its product as uncharacterized. Lineage: Eukaryota; Ciliophora; Oligohymenophorea; Peniculida; Parameciidae. The record is from RefSeq and is a predicted model, not a curated record. The transcript has 2 exons.
AUGUUAUUCCUCAUUUUAAUCAAUUUGACUUUUGCUUGUGAAUAUGAAUCAACGUAUGCAAAUAUCACAGAUAUCAACUCCCUCAUUCCAAUCAAUCACAUCAUCUAAUAGUUAUCCAAAACCUAAACUUUAUAAGACACACUAGAAUUGACCAACAUCACUAUCUACACACAUCAUAUCAAUCAUUCAUACACUAAUAUCGGACAAAUCACUAUCUACCUUAAAUAAGCCAUCUCAUACGCCUUUACAAAUAAUACAUUCCAAUCAAUUGGAUAAGCAAUUCUCCAAGAUGUUUAAUUUAAUAUGAAAUUAUCAUUCAACACAUAAACCAAUACUUUUGAAUCUAAUUCCAUAUAGUACAAUUCACCAACACAAUUCAGUUUUAUUGGUUUGUAUAAUUACUACUAAUACUAUUAAUCCUUAGUAUCUCUACUAGUUGCUUAAAUCCCCCCUUAGCUUAAUCAACUAUUUAACGCCAUUUAAUUUUAAUUUCAACCUAUUUUUCCAGAUUAUACUUAUACAUACAAAAAUAUGAAUGGAUAAUCAUUAGAAAUUGACUUCACUUAUCAAUCAAAUAACAUUCAAAAUCAAAAUUAUCAAAUUACUCUUGCCGGAUAGUUAAUAAUCAAGAAUUACAACAACAAUAUUUGUGUUUAAACUUAAUUACCCAUCAAUAGCAAUCAAUAUCAAUAAUUGGAAUUAUUUUCUACUUCAAUCAUUUAAUCAAUUAUACAGUAUUCUUACAAUUAAAACUAUUUCAAUAUUGAAUUGAACAACAACUGGAAGAGUGCCGAUUUUCAAUUUUUAAUUGGAUCCUUUCAAAAUAUUUUAUAUAAUUUAGAAAAGGUUAAUCCAAUUACUCCAGUGACUGGAUGGUGCAAUCUUACUAAAAUUCCUGUGUAUAAUCCACUAAAUAUAACACUUAAUUAUGAAUGCAAUUUUUACUUCUCAGAGGAUAAUAUAAAAUUGUUGACUUUGAAUUUAGCUGUAGUUCUAAAUCUUAAUUUUUAUUAAGUAUUAUCACAGAUUGAAGUUGUUUGUACAUCGUACAGGUUUUAAUUGGAUGAUGUAAUUUAAUCCUUCAAUGAGAAAUAUCCACCUAAGUCACAAUUUUUAUCAUUAGCAAAUCUAUAUAUAAAAACUAUCUUGAAUGCUCAUGUUAAAGAUCAUCCACUUUUUGGAUCUGGAUUUUAGACAAUCCCAAGAUAGAGUCCCAAUAUCACAAUAAAUAAUGAUUAUUUGAUGAUUUAUUAAAAGAAGUGA